Molecule: messenger RNA, 2563 nt
Organism: Cicer arietinum (chickpea)
Lineage: Eukaryota; Viridiplantae; Streptophyta; Magnoliopsida; Fabales; Fabaceae
Product: probable LRR receptor-like serine/threonine-protein kinase At5g45780
Biological process (GO): protein phosphorylation
Molecular function (GO): ATP binding; protein kinase activity
Source: RefSeq, a predicted model, not a curated record
UAAUGCCAAUAUGAUAUGUAUUUAUUUUGUGAAGUAUUUAUUAAACUAAGAAUUGAAUCGAAUUUGGUAGGAUUACCAAAGGCGACUGAUUACAACUCUACCCUAUUACUAAAUACUAACUAUGCAUUCCAUAGUCAAAGCUAAAAGAGUUUGAAGAAGAGUUUCUUCCUCGAGCUCCGAGACAUGCAAUUCCCAAAUUGUCCAAAGACCAAAUUAUAAAAUUUCGCGCCUCGAGUGUUCUGUUCACUACCAUACCCACACUCGCAAUACAAAAACAACAAACUGCAUCUACACCGUCCAUUCACAAUCAACAGUUUUAAGUGACAGUUCCAGAUCAUAAGAAUCACGUGAACACUUCCACUGAACCAUGCGAUGUCAUGUUCCCAAAUCACGAGCUCUCUAAUUCAAUUCAAUUCAUUUUCUUUUUUAUUUUUUUUAUUUUUCUUUGUCCUUUUCAACUUCCCUUCUCUCGAGGCAACAAAUAAAAUAAAUUAAUUUCCCACAAAGAUAAGGGGUUCUGCGUUUUUAUGAGCUUUUACCAAAAGCUCAUAAUCUUUCUUGUUUCCCACUUCUUGAACCAGUUUUAUUGUUUCAUGGAAGGUGUUAAAGUGGUUGCUUUGUUUGUUUCCUUUAUGCUGUUGCAUUUGGUGGCAAUGAUUGUUGUUGAGGGCACUGAAAGUCUUCUCUCUCCAAAGGGUGUUAACUAUGAAGUGGCUGCUUUGAUGUCCAUGAAGAGUAAGAUGAAUGACGGGUUGCAUGUUAUGGAUGGUUGGGAUAUUAAUUCUGUUGACCCUUGUACUUGGUACAUGGUUGCUUGUUCUGCUCAGGGUUAUGUGAUUUCUCUGGAAAUGGCUAGUGCUGGAUUAUCUGGAACGAUUUCCUCCGGAAUUGGAAAUUUGAGCCACCUCCAAACAUUGUUAUUGCAGAACAAUCGGUUAUCUGGUCCUAUCCCGGCUGAGAUAGGAAACCUGUUAGAGCUUCAAACCCUCGAUCUUUCCGGUAACCAGCUUGUUGGGAACAUUCCUAGUUCUUUGGGUUUUUUGACUCAUCUUAGUUACUUGCGGCUUAGCAAAAAUAAACUGUCUGGACAGAUCCCUCAACUUGUUGCUAAUCUCACAGGACUUUCGUUCUUGGAUUUGUCAUUCAACAAUCUCAGUGGUCCUACUCCAAAAAUUUUAGCAAAAGGUUAUAGUAUUUCAGGAAACAACUUCCUCUGUACAUCAUCCUCACAAAUUUGUAUGGGUGCUUCGAAGCCAGUAAAUGAUACAGGGUCAUCUCGGACAGUCAGCAGUCAUCGCCAUACGGUGCUUUCGGUUGUUAUUGGUUUUAGUUGUUCAUUUGUAAUUUCAGUGGUGCUGCUCGUCUAUUGGUUGCACUGGUACAAAUCACGCAUCCUCUAUUCAUCCUACGUGGAGCAAGAUUGUGAAUUUGGUAUUGGUCAUUUGAAGAGGUUCUCCAUCCGUGAAUUGCAAAUUGCUACUGGAAAUUUCAGUUCAAAAAAUAUUAUAGGACAAGGUGGUUUUGGUGUUGUAUACAAAGGAUGCCUUGCAAACAAAAUGUUGGUGGCAGUUAAGAGGCUGAAAGAUCCCAAUUAUACCGGAGAAAUGCAGUUUCAAACCGAGGUUGAGAUGAUUGGCUUGGCUGUACAUCGUAACCUCUUGCGUCUUUAUGGAUUUUGUAUGACACCAGAUGAAAGGUUACUCAUUUAUCCUUUCAUGCCCAAUGGCAGCGUUGCUGAUCGCUUGAGAGAGACUUUCCGUGGAAAGCCGUGUUUGGAUUGGAAUAGGCGAAUGCACAUUGCUGUUGGGGCUGCACGUGGGCUUCUGUAUUUGCACGAACAAUGCAAUCCUAAAAUAAUCCACAGGGAUGUUAAGGCUGCGAACAUUUUGUUAGAUGAAAGUUUUGAAGCUGUGGUGGGAGAUUUUGGUCUUGCUAAGCUCUUAGAUCAAAGGGAUUCACAUGUAACUACAGCAGUACGGGGUACCGUAGGACACAUUGCCCCGGAAUAUCUUUCGACCGGACAGUCUUCCGAAAAAACAGAUGUUUUUGGAUUUGGCAUAUUACUUUUGGAGCUCAUUACAGGACAAAAAGCACUGGAUGCUGGAAACGUUCAGGUCCAAAAGGGAAUGAUUCUUGAUUGGGCUAGAACUUUAUUUGAGGAAAAGCGGCUGGAAGUGUUAGUUGAUAGGGAUCUAAAGGGAUGUUUCGAUCCGGUAGAGUUAGAAAAAGCAGUGGAGUUAUCUUUGCAAUGUACUCAAUCUCUUCCUAGUUUGAGGCCAAAAAUGUCAGAAGUUUUGAAGAUUCUUGAAGGCCUUGUUGGUUUGUCAUUGAGGCCAGAAGAGUCACAAGGAGGGGCUAACUUAUAUGAUGAAAGGACUUGCAGUUUCUCUCAAAAUUAUAGUGAUGUUCAUGAACAACCUUCCUUUAUUAUUGAAGCCAUUGAACUUUCUGGACCUAGGUGACAAUAGUUAUAGUCUUGUCCAACUUCUCAACUCUACAUGUACAUGAAUUUUGUAUCUUAUCAAUAUAUAGAUAACAUAUAAGAAUACCUUUAUUUUCCCUU